Messenger RNA from Dovyalis caffra, 903 nucleotides. Lineage: Eukaryota; Viridiplantae; Streptophyta; Magnoliopsida; Malpighiales; Salicaceae. The record is from the annotation of a GenBank genome assembly.
AUGUUGGAGAAUGUUCUAGUAAAGAUGGUGGGACCUACUAAGCUUGUAGAAAUGUUUUCCUUUUUCAGACCUAGAGUCGUUCAAGCCAUAUUUCAUUAUGCAUAUAAAAUAGUAAAAGAUGACAAGCUCGAUAAGAGUGCCUUUGGGAUAGUUUCAAAUGAUCGAGAGAAAUAUUUCUUCUCCCCUCUCCAUGCUAAGAAUCCAUACACCAAUAAUGGGAAAAUCAAUAGGUCAACAAAGACAGGUUCAUGGGAAGCUACGGGAAAGGAUCGUAAGAUAACAUCUGAACACAAUGGCGAAGAGAUUGGUACAUGUAAAACUUUUGUUCAUUCUUGUAUUGAGGAUGGGAUCAAAUAUGUGAUGCAUGAGUACAGUGCAAGUUCCAUUUUACCUAACUCGAGAGUUCUGGUUUUGUGUAAAGUAAUGAAGAAGAAAGAUAAGAAGAGUAAAAGAGCAUGCAAGAAGGUUAAAAUGACAGAGGAGAAAGCUGAAGUAUUGCCAUAUAAAAAGAGUAAAGGAGCAUGUAAGAAGGUUAAAAUGACAGAGGAGAAAGCUGAAGUAUUGCCAUAUAACAAGGAUAUUAGUACUCCAGCAUCUGAUGAUGGUUCUGAUGUUGAGAAAUGGAUUAGAGAUCAGCAGGCUGAAAAUUUAACCUGUGAUGGUGGUGGAACGAACCAUGUUCCAGAGUUUAUGAGUCUUGAAGAGGAAGACUAUGAAAUACUACUAAGUCUGAAUUCGUUCGCUGGUUAUGAUCAGCGGUAUUAUAGCCUUGACCGCUUCACACUAGAUGAGCCGCCACCGAUGCAUACAGAGCAACUCUCCACUAAUAAUGGCUCUGCAGGAACUUCCAUGUCUGGACCAGAGGAAGAUCAGUUCUUCGGGCUUGGACCUUUGUGGGCUUGA